This is a messenger RNA of Sphenostylis stenocarpa, 1965 nucleotides long. Lineage: Eukaryota; Viridiplantae; Streptophyta; Magnoliopsida; Fabales; Fabaceae. The record is from the annotation of a GenBank genome assembly.
AUGGAAUUGCCUGAUACAAUCAGUACAGCCAUGUACAAGGGGCGAUUCUGCACGAGUGGUGGAGUUAAAUCUCAGCUUGGAUAUGUUGAAACUGAUCCAUCUGGUCGAUAUGGCCGUUUCAGGGAUGUUCUUGGCAAAGGAGCAAUGAAGACUGUGUACAGGGCAUUUGAUGAAUUACUAGGGAUUGAAGUGGCUUGGAACCAAGUCAAGCUUGGUGAUGUCUUUCACUCCCCAGAACAACUUCAGCGGCUUUAUUCAGAGGUUCAUCUCCUGAAGCACCUCAACCAUGACUCUAUGAUGAUCUUCUAUGGUUCUUGGAUCGAUGUCAACAACAGAACCUUCAACUUCAUCACUGAAUUGUUCACCUCCGGCACACUUAGAGAGUAUAGGCAGAAGUAUAAGCGAGUAGAUAUCCGAGCAGUUAAGAAUUGGGCUCUCCAGAUUCUUAGUGGUUUGGAGUAUUUGCACAGCCAUAAUCCUCCUGUAAUACAUAGAGAUCUCAAGUGUGACAACAUCUUUGUCAAUGGCCAUCAGGGGAGGGUCAAGAUUGGUGACUUAGGCCUAGCAGCAAUACUUCGCAGCUCCCAACAUGCCCACAGUGUCAUAGGCACACCAGAAUUCAUGGCACCAGAACUAUAUGAAGAGAAAUACAACGAGCUGGUAGACAUAUAUUCCUUUGGUAUGUGCAUGAUAGAGUUGCUUACUUUUGAGUUCCCAUACAGUGAAUGCGCCAACCCAGCUCAAAUAUACAAGAAAGUUUCUUCGGGGAAGCUACCCAAUGCGUUUAGCAGAAUCCCAGAUUUGGAAGCCCAGAAGUUUGUGGGAAAAUGUUUGGCAAAUGUCUCAGAUAGACCAUCAGCGAAGGAGCUCUUGUUGGACCCUUUUUUAACCAUGGACCAACUUGAAAUACCAUUGCCACCAAACAUACCAUUACCUCCAAAUCACACUCAAAAGUUUAAUUCCAUUCCACUAGUUCCCAUUGAACAUCAUCGUGAUCAAACAAAGAGUGCCGAAAUGACAAUUACUGGUUCAAUAAACGAAGAGGACAACACUAUUUUUCUCAGAGUGAGGAUAUCUGACAUAAUGGGGCACACGAGACAUGUGUUCUUCCCAUUUGAUACAUUAAAAGACACGGCUAUUCAGGUGGCGAUGGAGAUGGUGCAAGAACUUGAGAUUAGCCACUUGGAACCAUUGGAGAUUGCUGCAAUGAUAGAUCAUGAGGUAUCAACUUUAGUUCCAACUUGGAGGGACAGGGUUAAGUGUCACCACCAACGACAGCACAGCUUUAACUACGAAGAAGAUGAAGAUGUCAAUAAUCAUCACCCCUUCUUCUUAUCAUCUUCUCCAUCAUCCCCUCGAGGUUCUGGCCACAUGUCUGCUUCCAACACCUUCAAGACCCAUGUUCGUCGCAACCAUUACCCUUAUGCUCAAGAAUGGCCUCAAGGUACCUACUCCUUUAAAUUAGACUCUACAUGCAGUAUGAACUACACAAAAAUUUUGUUGCUGGUAAGAAUCAUAAGUCACUUGGAACUCUUCGCAGAUGACAUGUUCAUGAACAACGAAGACACAAUUUCUCAAGCCUCGAUGAACUCUUUCAAGUAUUCAACAUUCCAGUUCUGCGAUGCAAGCCACGAAGACGAGCACGACGGAACCGAACGCAACAAGUGCACCACAUUGUCGUACCGUGGAGGCGAAGAAGCCGAACCCAGUUUGGCGAAACCGGUUUUGUACCCGCCUCGGAUGGGGUGUUCGUGUGGGUGCAGGUUCGGCUCGGGCCACGACUGCCCGAGGCUGACUCGGAUCCGGUCGUGCCCGCACGAGCGGCGGAGCCAGCAGCUCCGGCGAUCGAUGAUGUUGGACGAGAUUCACAAGUACAAAAGACGCUUCUUCAACACCGUUGGUGCUGUUGAGAACAUCGGGUUUCGGCAUCCACUAAGAGGUGGUGCGUGCUUUCCUCCUGUGUAG